UCGUUCAAAAUCCCUCUCAUUGACUUUAGCAAGUAUCGCCAGGCAGGGUCCCUUUCCGAAAAGCGCAACGUUGCAGAUGAAAUCGUCAAGGGAUUCACGGAAGUUGGCUUCAUCUACUUGCAGGGACACGGGAUACCGAACGCAACUAUCAAAAACGCAUUCUCGAAGAGUGAGGACUUUUUUCGACUCCCCACAGACGCGAAGUCACAACUCGCAUGGGAGGACCCUCGCUCGAACCGCGGAUAUGUCUGCGUCGGCCGUGAGCGCACCACCCAAUCUGCGGACCCUGCUGAAAUUGCAAAGCUCCGCGCGACCGCGCCGGACUCUAAGGAGUCUAUGGAAAUUGGACGCGACUGGGAUACGACGUGGAAGAAUCGAUGGCCCCAAGAAAGUGCUGUUCCAGGAUUCAAGCAAACAAUGCUCGAAUUUUUCCAGACUUGCCAUGAGCUCCACGUCUUCGUGAUGCGCUCGAUAGCGCUCGGUCUAGACCUCGAGGAGGCAUAUUUCGACAACAAGAUAGACCAACAGUACCACAACCUGCGUUUACUCUCAUAUCCUCCCAUCAAGACCUCUCUGCUGCAAAAAGAGGGCCAGGCUCGUGCGGGCGCUCACUCUGAUUACGGAUCUUUGACGUUAUUAUUCCAAGACUCGGUCGGCGGCCUGGAAGUCCAGAACCCGCAUACCAAGCUCUUCCAGGCUGCCACCCCAAUUGAAGGUGCGAUUGUGAUCAACGCCGGAGAUCUUCUCGCGCGAUGGAGCAACGAUGUCCUUCGCUCCACUCUCCACCGCGUCGUCGCACCUCCAGCCAAGAAAAUUAGCGACACUGAGUCGGUUACACCCGCUCGCCAAUCCAUUGCUUUCUUCUGCAACCCGAACGGGGACUCACAGAUUGAAUGCUUGCCCAACUGCUACGGUGUUGGGAGGGAGAAGAAGUACCCGACUGUGCGUACUGAGGACUAUAUCGUAGGCCGCCUGUCAGCGACAUACAGCUGA
Heterobasidion irregulare TC 32-1 is the source of this 993-nucleotide messenger RNA. RefSeq lists its product as uncharacterized. NCBI's taxonomy places the organism in Eukaryota, Fungi, Basidiomycota, Agaricomycetes, Russulales, Bondarzewiaceae. Gene Ontology annotation, molecular function: dioxygenase activity. The annotation marks the transcript as partial. The transcript has 6 exons. The record is from RefSeq and is a predicted model, not a curated record.